Molecule: messenger RNA, 1929 nt
Organism: Eucalyptus grandis
Lineage: Eukaryota; Viridiplantae; Streptophyta; Magnoliopsida; Myrtales; Myrtaceae
Product: probable UDP-3-O-acyl-N-acetylglucosamine deacetylase 1, mitochondrial
Exons: 7
Coding region: 60-1034 (324 amino acids)
Biological process (GO): lipid A biosynthetic process
Source: RefSeq, a predicted model, not a curated record
GGAAAAACAGAAAUUGUAAAUUUCUAACACGAAAACCGCCGGUGGCGGAGCUUGCAAACAUGGCGCCCUCGCAUUUCUCGCCCCUCUCGGCCAGGGCGGCGCUCUCUUCCUCCGCCUUCCACGCCCUCUUCAAGUCCUCCUCUCGCUUCUCUUGGAAAUCCACCGGGAAGUUGCAGCAGACUCUUGCCGGAAGCAUCGAGAAGACGGGCGUGGGUCUGCACUCCGGCAAGGUCUCGACGGUGAAGAUACGGCCGCAUCUCGCCGGCGGCGGCCGGUGCUUCGAGCUCCAGUCCCGCUUCGUGCCGGCGUCGAUCGAUCACGUGGAGGAAUCGCCCCUCUGCACCACCCUCUCCAAGGACGGCUACAGAGUCCGUACCGUCGAGCACUUGCUUUCCGCUCUGGAGGCCACCGGCGUCGACAAUUGCCGGAUCGAGGUCGUCGGCCUUGAUGCUGGAGAUCGCGAUGUCGAGGUUCCUAUUUUAGAUGGAUCAGCAGGUGAAUGGGUGGAGGCUAUAGAAGGGGUUGGUUUAAAGGUGGCGAAAGAUGCUUCUGGGAACAGUCUUGAGAAGAUGGCGCCAUAUUUGGAUGAACCAGUGCAUGUCUGGAGGAAUGAUUCUUUUGUGGUUGCAUUCCCCUCAUCACAGGUCCACAUCAGCUGUGGGAUCAACUUUCCACAUGUCCCAUCUAUUGGCUGCCAGUGGUUCUCUGCUUCUAUUGAAUAUGACUCCUUUUAUAAAAGGGAAAUUGCUCCUUCACGAACCUUUUGCGUUUAUGAGGAGGUAGAGAAAAUGCGCAGUAGUGGAUUGAUAAAAGGAGGCUCACUAGAAAAUGCCUUGGUUUGUAGUGUAGAUAAAGGUUGGUUGAACCCGCCAUUGCGUUUCAAUGAGGAACCAUGUCGCCAUAAGGGCUUGGAUCUUAUUGGCGAUCUUUCUCUUUUUGCACGGUAUGGUAGUCAAGGGCUUCCUGUGGGACAUAUAGUUGCUUACAAGAGUGGCCAUGCGCUGCAUGCUGGGUUUUUACGCUGCUUGUUAUAGCUUGCAAGUGAGAUUGGCUAACUGUGCUCAAGAUGUCCCAGAUUAAAGGCCCAGUCACGAUGCAAGGAACUAGACCAUAGAAUAUGAUUUUUAAUCUCCAAGAUGAAAUACUGUAAGAGCAGCAGUUUGAAUGCUUUAGGGAUCAUCUUGACAUCAUUCUAACAUUAUUCUGCUCAAAGCCAAGUAAUAAUCUUCUUGAUAAGAACAAUUUAGUGGUCUAUCACUAUAAGAUGUCUAGAUGCUUGCACCCAGAGGUGUCCCUGCGGGUGACAUUAACUAUUCACCAAUUUCGAGAAGAUGCACCAACUGCAUAAUGUUCAGAAGCAGUUGCUGUCUGACCAGAGGACUCAGCUACGAUCAGAACCAUAUGUUGAAUAGAGCUGCAUUAAUAUGGAGGGUUCUCGCUAUUUGGAGCAAAAGUAUCGGUCAGCCUAUUAUUGUGGGAAGUUGAAGUUAGCUCUCCUCCCUGAUGCAACUACGGGCAACUUGGGGGAAACUCUGCCAGGAAGAAGGCUUUGCUUGUUUGUGGAUGACUUUUAAGUCUCAAACAUAGCACCUGAGCUCAUUCCUCGUAGACAUGCACUCUUGAUUACGGUCUUUCUAUCAGGAUUAGAAGGAGAUUAUCUAUGAUUGCUGGAGUUUAGGACAGGAACUAUUGUUAGCUAGUGAUGGCUAUUGUUUAUCACUUGGUACCUCAUAAAAGCAUCUGUAUGACCUCAUAUUUGUGGGCCGCCGAGAUGUAUCGUGAAAUGGAAAUACUUGGGCAUAUGUUUGCCUAUGUUUUCCUCAACAUUAUUGUCUUCUUCCCUUUUCUUACCUGUUCUCUUCCUUCGCGACAACUCCAAACCUUAUUUUAUUAUUUCUUUCAAAAUAUUAAGCUGGUAUUCUGGUGCAA